This is a messenger RNA of Mercenaria mercenaria, 540 nucleotides long. RefSeq lists its product as uncharacterized. The transcript has 4 exons. Lineage: Eukaryota; Metazoa; Mollusca; Bivalvia; Venerida; Veneridae. The record is from RefSeq and is a predicted model, not a curated record. The coding region runs from base 110 to 487 and encodes 125 amino acids.
UCAUUGUUAAUUUUAAGCAUAUAAAUCGUGACAAUUUUGGUAAGCACGCGAUAAGAAUUGAACAACUUUUAUAAGCUAUCACCAUUAAAUCUUCUCGCAUACUGAGACAAUGAUCCGUGCAAUUAUCAUUAGCGCCGUCUGUGUUUUAAGCGUUUUGUCAAUGUCAACGACAAAAGCGCCACACCACCAACACCAUUCUAAACCAACUUCAGAACCUGCUGAGCACGAGGGUUACAAGUUUAUCUACGAGCCACAUGUGCACCAAAUGGUUGUGGUUACCGGACACGAUUGUUACGUCUUCUCUAUGUCAGACGCUGAACGAACAGCUGUGCACACAGAUGCUGGUAUGAGAGCAUUGGAGCUGAGACUGUUGAGUACCCUCAGUACGAACGCCGUUGUCACUGCCACAAAAGAAGACCUGGAUCCCAAAGCGGCACAUGCAUGCGGUCAUCAUAUUACCACCUUUUAUAAAGAAGCCACUCCUUGAUUAUUACGCUCAAUUAUAACAGGCUUAUUACAAUAUUAAAUACAAAAAUUUUA